AUUUUGAAUAUGGCGCCCAGGGAAAAAAUUGGUGCAGUGACGGCGGCGGCAGCAGCUAUGGCGGUGGGGAAAUUGAAUGGAAUUUCGAAAGAGGUGCAUUAUAGAGGUGUAAGGAAGAGGCCAUGGGGGAGAUACGCGGCGGAGAUAAGAGAUCCCGGUAAAAAAAGCCGGGUUUGGCUUGGUACUUUUGAUACUGCGGAGGAAGCGGCCAAAGCUUAUGAUAACGCUGCUAGGGAAUUCCGUGGAGCUAAAGCGAAAACUAAUUUUCCUCAAUUACUAAAGGAGGAAGAUCUGAAAUUCCCUGUUAAAAAUGAAAUCAAUCGGAGUCCCAGUCAGACUAGUACUGUUGAAUCGUCGAGUCCGGUUAUGGUUGAUUCAUCAUCGCCGUUAGAUCUAAGACUUUGUGGAUCAAUCGGCGGGUUUAACCAUAAUACUGUUAGAUUUCCGAUCUCUGGUGGAGGUUUUACCGGUGCUGUUCCGGCGGUGAAUCAUAUGUACUAUUUAGAUGCACUUGCACGCGCCGGAGUUAUAAAUUUAGAAACAAAUCGGAAGAAGACGGUGGAUUUCCUCGGUGGUGGUGACUCCGAUACAUCAACGGUGAUUGAUUUUAUGCGUGUUGACGUGAAACCAACCAUCGCCGGUCUAAAUCUGGACCUCAACUUUCCUCCACCGGAAAAUAUGUGACAUCACCGGAGAAGACGAUCGGAGAUAUUUUGCUAAACAUUUUUAUUUAUAUCAAUUUCCUUUUUAAUGUUUUUAUUUAAACAGAAAAGGGAAAAAAAAAGAAAUAGUAUAUAGAAUUAGAUAGAUGAUAGAAAACUGAAGAGCCAUCGCCGUUGCUGCUGCCGUCGCCGCCAGCGACAAUUUAUCACCGCCGAUGUCAAUAUCAACAAGGCUGAUCUACUUUUACCUUUUUUUGCAACAGAAGAAACAAAUCUAUUGAUUUUGCAAACCUGUUGUUUCAUUUAGAUCAUCCUAUAAUAUUUGUUAUAUACAUUGUUGCCGGUUUUUUCAGCUGAAAAAUAAUAUUAUAUUCUCUA
Solanum verrucosum is the source of this 1040-nucleotide messenger RNA. RefSeq names its product ethylene-responsive transcription factor 4-like. The transcript has a single exon. Gene Ontology annotation, molecular function: DNA-binding transcription factor activity; DNA binding. Bases 10 to 684 code for a protein of 224 amino acids. Lineage: Eukaryota; Viridiplantae; Streptophyta; Magnoliopsida; Solanales; Solanaceae. Gene Ontology annotation, biological process: regulation of DNA-templated transcription. The record is from RefSeq and is a predicted model, not a curated record.